ACGUGACUGCACGUAGCGCUGAAGUGCGCGAGGUUCCGCGAGUGGAGAGACACAGAGACAGAGAGAGAGAUACGGGGACAGAGACAGACAGAGGAGCUGAGGUCUGUGCUGCAGAAUGAGUGCGUUGGCGUUGCUCCUCCUCCUCCUGGUGGCGGACGCUCAGCUGCUAUCGGAGAUGUACGGCAGCCUGCAGUCUCCAAACUUCCCGGAGCCGUAUCCACGGGAGGCGGAGCUUCGCUGGAACAUCAGCAUCCCCGCCGGCUUCCUGGUGAAACUGUACUUCAGCCACUUCGACCUGGAGCCGUCGUACCUGUGUGAGUACGACUAUGUCAAGGUGGAGGCGGAGGGGGAGGUGCUGGCGUUGUUCUGUGGGCGGGAGGAGACGGACACGGAGGCGGUGCCGGCUCAGCAGGUCAUCACGUCGCCCAGGAACUCCCUCAGCGUCGUCUUCCGCUCCGACUUCUCCAACGAGGAGCGAUACUCUGGAUUCAUGGCUCACUACAGCGCUGUGGACAUGGACGAGUGCAGCGAGCGCAGUGAUGAAGACCUCCUCUGUGAUCACUUCUGCCAUAACUACAUCGGAGGAUACUACUGCUCCUGUCGCUAUGGUUACCUGCUUCACUCUGACAACCGCACCUGCAGAGUGGACUGCAGUGACGGUGUGUUCAGGGAACGCUCUGGCAUUCUGAGCAGCGUAGAUUUCCCAUCUCCGUACCCGAAGAGCUCGGAGUGUUUGUACCGCAUUGAGGUGGAGCCAGGCUUCAGGCUCCGCCUCCAGUUCGACCCUGUCUUUGACGUGGAGGACCACCCCGAUGUCAGCUGCCCCUACGACCAUGUCAAGAUUACAGCCGGUGGCCGUCACUUCGGUCCAUUUUGCGGAGAUCGUUCUCCAGGUGAGAUCCAGACUGAAAGCAACACCGUCACCGUCGUCUUCCACAGCGACAACACCGGAGAGAACCUGGGCUGGAGGAUCACAUACACGUCUAUAGGAAGUACGUGUCCUGCACCUGAAGUCCCGCCCAACGCUGUGCUGACCCCCGUCCAAUCAGAAUAUUCCUUCAGAGACCACAUCCUGUUCACCUGUUCACCUGGAUACACACUGCUGAAGGACGGAGAGACUCUGGAUCAUUAUCAGAUGGACUGUCAGUCAGACGGCUCGUGGAGCAGCAGCAGCCCGCCUCUCUGUCAGAAAACAGACUCUGGGAGGAAGAGGCGGUCUCUGUCCAGCAUCUUAAUCAAUGACAGCCAACUUUAGUCAACGACUGAUUCUUAUUGGCUGAUAGAGAAACUGUAGGAAGAGUUGAGUUGUCAGAAACUGAUUUUCUAAUAAAAGAAAUGAAAAGAGAA
Molecule: messenger RNA, 1347 nt
Organism: Epinephelus moara (kelp grouper)
Lineage: Eukaryota; Metazoa; Chordata; Actinopteri; Perciformes; Serranidae
Gene: masp1
Product: MBL associated serine protease 1
Exons: 9
Coding region: 116-1255 (379 amino acids)
Biological process (GO): zymogen activation
Cellular component (GO): blood microparticle
Molecular function (GO): serine-type endopeptidase activity; calcium ion binding
Source: RefSeq, a predicted model, not a curated record